AUGUCCUGUGGCCGAACAAAGGCAGAGGCUAUUGUCAAAAAUGUUCUAGCGUCAAGAAGUGUGCAAGACUUCAUCAAUGUGUUGAAGGAUCCAGCAAAAUCAAGCAACUUUUUCUCUAUUGCAACUGAUGCCUCCAACCACAAAAACAGAAAGAUAUUCCCACUGGUUGUGAGGUAUUUUGACCCUAUUAGUGGUGUUAAAAAUAGGCUCCUGGACUUCACUGAACAAGCUGAUGAAACAGCUAAUGGUACCCAUAAUUUGAUCAAGUUUUCACUUGAUACACACAAGUUAGAUAUAAAAAAUCUAACUUCAUAUUGUGCAGAUAAUGCAAAUGUGAAUUAUGGGCAGCAUAAUUCUGUGUUCAAACUACUACAAGAAGAUAACAAAAAUGUGCUUAAAGCAAACUGCUCAAAUCAUAUAUUGCAUAAUGCCACAAAACAUGCAUCUGAUGGAUUAGAUGUGGAUAUUGAAAUGAUCAUCUUAAAAAUAUAUGGACAUUUUUCGGUAUCAGCAAAAAGAAGAGAAGAGUUGAAGUCAUUCUUUGAUCUUGUUGAUGCCGAGUUGGAGAUUGUUCGUCAUGUGCCCACUCGUUGGCUUACCCUAGCAUCAGCUGUGGACAGAUUAAUACAAAACUGGUUACCUAUUAAGAGCUAUUUCAAACGUGUGAAUUGCUGUCCAAAAAUAUUAAAAAAACAUUUCAGUGAUAAAGAUCCAGAAAAGAAGUGUGUUAUCGAGGCAUAUCUCAAUUUUUUUUCCAACAUUGGUGCAGUACUUGUUCAAUCUGCCAAAAUUCUUGAAACUGCUAAUCUUACGACCAUGGAAUGCUACAGUGUAAUGCAAUGUGUAGGCAAUAAAAUUCAGCAGAGGAUAGAGGACAGGUUUUUUGGUACUGCCACAGAAAAAUUUUGA
Molecule: messenger RNA, 909 nt
Organism: Cryptotermes secundus
Lineage: Eukaryota; Metazoa; Arthropoda; Insecta; Blattodea; Kalotermitidae
Exons: 1
Coding region: 1-909 (302 amino acids)
Source: RefSeq, a predicted model, not a curated record